This is a messenger RNA of Cornus florida, 2805 nucleotides long. RefSeq names its product scarecrow-like protein 9. The coding region runs from base 73 to 2412 and encodes 779 amino acids. The record is from RefSeq and is a predicted model, not a curated record. Lineage: Eukaryota; Viridiplantae; Streptophyta; Magnoliopsida; Cornales; Cornaceae. Gene Ontology annotation, biological process: regulation of DNA-templated transcription. Gene Ontology annotation, cellular component: nucleus. Gene Ontology annotation, molecular function: sequence-specific DNA binding; DNA-binding transcription factor activity. The transcript has 2 exons.
GGUUUUUAAGAAGACUGGAGCACCUUAUUUCCACUUCACACACUCUCUCUCUCCCCUAAGUUUUUCUGUGAGAUGAUAAUGGAUCCAAGGCUUCAUGGAUUCUCGGGUUCCAUGAAUGGAAUCCAGUUGGGAAAUCAAUAUGUACCGGGUUUAUCAGAUCGGAACCUAGUUGGUGGACCAAGAUUUGUGAACACCUUUCAGGAUCCUACCUUUGGAGGGUUUCAAUUUCUUCCAAAUGAUCCCUCAUCGAGUAAUUCAGUCCCAACCUUUGGAGGGUUUCAAUUACUUCCGAAUGAUCCAUCAGUGAGUAAUUCAGUCCUGAGUUCAACUUUGACUACUGAGGAAGAUCCUCACGAGGACUGUGAUUUCUCAGAUGCAGUUUUGAGCUAUAUAAGUCAGAUGCUUAUGGAGGAAGACAUGGAAGACAAGACAUGUAUGGUUCAAGAGUCUUUGGAUCUUCAAGCUGCAGAGAGACCAUUUUAUGAGGUCCUUGGCAAGAAGUACCCACCUUCACCAGAACAAAACCCAACUUAUGUUGACCAAAAUAGUGAAAGCCCAGAUUAUUAUUUUGGAAAUCAAAGCAAUGGUUUUAGUUGUAGUUAUAAUAGUAAUGGUUACUUAGUUGAUCCAAGAUGGUACAACAAUCCCACUGAUUGUAGCACCUCUCAACUACCAAAUAUUCCUCUUUAUAAUGCUUCUCGGUCAUCAGUUCUUUUUUCACCUUCUCCGUCGUCAGUUGGUUCGUCAAAUAGCAUAAACAAUUUUAUAGAUGGGUUUUUGGACUCUCCAAUAAGCCCUCUUCAGGUCCCUGAUUUAUAUAACGGAAGCCAAUCUAUUUGGCAGUUUAGGAAGGGGGUCGAAGAAGCGAGUAAGUUCCUUCCAAGUGGUAAUCGGUUGUUAGUUAAUUUGGAGGCCAACAGGUUGGUACCUCGAGAACUAAGGGGAGAAACUGGUGAAAUGAUGCUUAAGGUGGAGAAAAAGGAAGAGGGAGAGUACUCACCAACUGGGUCAAGGGUAAGGAAGAAUCCUCAUAGGGAGGAUGUAGAUGCAGAAGAAGAGAGGAUUACUAAGCAGGCAGCUGUUUAUCCUGAGUCGACCGUGCGGUCAGAGAUGUUUGAUGUUGUAUUGCUCUGUAACAUGGGGAAAGGCAAGAACCCCUUGUCAACUCUUCGUGAAACCUUGCAGAAUGGUGCAAGCAAGAAUAUGCAACAGAAUGGGCAAUCGAAAGGAUCCAAUGGUGUAAAGGGCCGUGGUAAGAAACGAAAUGGUAAAAAGGAAGUGAUAGAUCUGAGAACUCUCUUGAUUCAUUGCGCACAGGCUGUUGCAGCUGACGAUUGCAGGAAUGCGAAUGAAUUGCUGAAACAGAUAAGGCAACAUUCUUCUCCUUUUGGGGAUGGGAGUCAGAGAUUAGCUCAUUGCUUUGCUGAUGGCCUCGAGGCACGCUUGGCUGGCACUGGUAGCCAGAUCUAUAAAGCCCUGAUCAGUAAGAGAACUCCUGCUGCUGAUUUCUUGAAAGCAUACCAUCUAUAUAUUGCAUCAUGCCCAUUCAGGAAGAUUUCGAAUUUUGUCUCUAACAUGACAAUUAUGAAUAAAGCUGAGAAUGCAAUGAGAGUCCACAUCAUAGAUUUUGGUAUACUCUAUGGUUUUCAGUGGCCUACUUUUAUUCAGCGUAUCGCAACACGAGAGGGUGGGCCACCGAAGCUUCGGAUUACUGGGGUAGAAUUUCCCCAACCUGGUUUCCGGCCUGCAGAGCGAGUUGAAGAGACAGGGCGACGCUUAGCGGAUUAUGCUCAGAGUUUCAAUGUGCCAUUUGAGUACACCGCCAUAGCAAAGAAAUGGGAAACCAUCAAAGUUGAGGAUCUUAAGAUUGACAAGGAUGAAUUUCUCGUUGUCAACUGUUUGUAUCGCUCUAAGAACUUGCUUGAUGAGACUGUGGUGGUUGAUGGUGCAAGGAAUAUAGUUAUGAAUCUGGUAAGGAAGAUUAAUCCAGAAAUCUUCAUCCAUGGGAUCAUUAAUGGAGCCUAUAAUGCCCCCUUCUUUGUUACCCGUUUCCGGGAGGCACUGUUCCACUUCUCAUCGCUGUUUGAUAUGCUCGAGAAUACAGUACCCCGUGAACACGCUGAGAGGAUGCUAAUUGAGAGGGAGAUCUUCGGGAGGGAAGCUCUGAAUGUUAUAGCUUGUGAGGGCUGGGAGAGAGUUGAGCGGCCGGAGACAUACAAGCAGUGGCAAGUCCGUGUUAUGAGGGCAGGCUUCGUGCAACUCCCUUUCGACCAGGAGAUCAAGAAAAAGGCAACAAAUAGGGUGCGCUCAAGCUACCAUAAAGAUUUCGUGAUUGAUGAAGACGGUCAGUGGCUGUUGCAGGGAUGGAAAGGGCGAAUUAUAUUUGCCCUUUCUUGUUGGAAACCUGCUUAGGGUGUACUUGAAUUGCAUGCUUAUUAGCUCUCAAAAGUAUGCAAAGGUAAAUGCUGUUCUUCAGGCCUCAACCAAGGUUCCUUCUCAUUGUUGCUGUACCACUUCUACUUGCAAAAGACGGAUUUGCUACCCCAAAAGAUGAAGUAGUUGCUGAUUUCGAUAAUUAAGCUGUUCAUGGAUCAAAGGUACGAGAAGAGCAUUGGGCAUUUGGUAGAUAAUUUAGACUUGCAGAAUUGAAUCAUCUUGUAAUCCAUUCCUUACUACGGAAUAGUCAAUAGUGUCAUAGAUAUUUUAGGAAAAAUGCUGCGACUUCAAUGUGAUUAUGGUAAAAGAGCUAACAUGUAUGGGAGCAAAACUGUCUACAUAAAUGCAACACUUACUAUUUGUUGUCAA